Molecule: messenger RNA, 2965 nt
Organism: Pecten maximus
Lineage: Eukaryota; Metazoa; Mollusca; Bivalvia; Pectinida; Pectinidae
Product: glycerol-3-phosphate phosphatase-like
Exons: 8
Coding region: 80-1099 (339 amino acids)
Cellular component (GO): cytoplasm
Molecular function (GO): phosphatase activity
Source: RefSeq, a predicted model, not a curated record
AUGUUACUUUUUCAUGUCUUCAGUUUUCAUGCUGUCUGAUUAGCCUACUGUGUCAACAGUAAAGGAGCGCAUAUUGCCUAUGGGAGUUAUUUCAAAGUCAACAAAAGUCUUACUUCAGCAGAGCAAACGCUUGUUCAUAUCGAGUAGUCUCCCCUUUUCGAGCUCUCGAUCAAACAUGGCAUGCCACCCCAUCACGGAGCUGUCUGCAAGACAGAUCCUCGAUGAUGUUGACAAUUUUGUCUUCGAUUGUGACGGUGUUCUAUGGGAUGGACUGACAGCUAUUGAAGGCAGUCCUGAAACAUUAAAACGUCUAAAGAAACUGGGUAAAAAAGUGUACUAUAUUACCAACAACAGCACUAAUACCAGAAAAAGAUAUAUGGAAAAAUGUGAAAAACUGUUGGGCUUUCCAGUUACAGAGGAUGAAGUGCUGUGUACAGCGUAUGCUGCAGCCCUGUACCUUCACAACAGGAAACACCAGGGUAAGGUGUAUGUGGUUGGUAACAAGGCCAUGGGGGAAGAACUGGACGAGUUUGGUAUCAACCACACAGGCAUUGGACCAGAUGUUGUAGGAAACAAGUCCUUACUAACAGACUUUGCAAGUACAGAACUUGAUCCAGAGGUAAAUUGUGUAUUGGUUGGCUUUGACCCUGACCUCAGCCUAAACAAGAUGGUGAAGGGAGCAUCAUAUGCCAGGAAAGAACGAUCGCUGUUCCUAGCAACAAACGAGGAUUCUCACCUUCCCCUCAGGAGUAAUGUCACCAUCCCAGGUACUGGAAGCAUUGUAGCAGCAGUAAAAGUACCUGCCCGUCGAGAACCCAUUGUUAUAGGCAAGCCAAACCCCACUAUAUUCAAUGUCCUGAAAGAGGCCCAUGGUCUUGACCCCAGCAGAACCUUGAUGGUGGGAGACAGGUGUAACACUGAUAUAGCUUUGGCUAAGAACUGUGGACUCCACUCCCUGCUGGUCUUGUCUGGUGUCAUGAGUCAGGAAGACGUAGAUAAGGACAAAGUAUCUACAGACCCACAGAUCACUCAGAAUCUUCCGGACCAUGUCGCAAAAUGUCUCUGGGAGUUCGGAAAACACAUCCCAGAUUCUCUUUGAUGAUUGUAGAUCCUUAGGAAUCUGUUUAUUUAUUGGUAAUUUUUAGGAAGUAAAAACUGUGAAAAUAUAAUAAAAAAAAGGAGUCUGAUAUUACAUGUGCUGCAAGUUAAUAUUGUGUGGAUAGUUUUUCAUAUCAUAGUAUGAAAUCCAAUCUAACUUUCUAACAAUGAAAAAUGUUAAGGUUUAUGAUUUGUAGAAAUGAAUUGAACGUGCAACACAUAGAUCUAUACUUAUUUUGCAAAUAUGAGGUAUUUACUAAAUCUAUUCAUCCAAUCAAAAAGGCAUUUUCUGAAUACUUACUGUUGAUUAAAAUCUAUUUAUCAUUGUAACAACUCUCCUACAGUAAUGAGGAAGACCCGGUGUUAGUAGUAGAUGUUUAACUUUUGUUACACCUAUUGAUAACUGGAUUGUGAUCUUUGCGUCCACAGUUUAUGUAAAUGUUCAUAAAAGAUGUACAUGUACAGUGUUUUGUCUCACCUGAGACAAAAGUCACCAAAGCAAGACUAUGGUGUUACCUUUCUGGUGUUGACAUGGUUGUUGUCAAUAUUUCACUUUGAAGUUUUGCAUUAAGAUACUUUGAUCAUAAGGGACCGAGUGGUUAAGGUGUCCAAAACACUUUAUCACGAGCCCUAUAGGCCUCCACCUCACGGUUGUGAGUUCGAAACCCACAUGGGGCAGUUGCCUGGUACUGACCAUAGGCUGGUGGUUUUUCUACAGGUACUCAGGCUUUCCUCCACCUCCAAAACCUGGCACGUCCUUAAAUGACCUUGGCUGUUAAUAGGAUGUUAACCAAAAUAAACCAAUUAAACUUUAAUCAUAAAGCAUGAAUUCAGCUUUAAUUAAACAUAUAUACUCUGUACUUAGAUCACAAAGUAGACAUCUCAGCACACCUUCUUAUAUGGAAUUUCAUCCAGAAUUUGUAACGCGACUCUGUUAACUAGGGAUACUGGGAAUCUGGACUUAUGUUUUAGCUCAUUCUGUUUAAAGUAUCAAUGUUAUUCUAACCAAACCUGGACUGUUGUUUUAGGUUAAAGACUAUAGGUUUGGAGAAAUCAUAUAAAAUCUUUAUUGCUGACCAAAUUUGCUUUUUAAGAUGUAUUUUCUCCUCAUUUUUCAUAAAGAAUGAUUUUUGGGGUAAAAAUAUAUCAAUAAUUUUGCGAAUUGCGAAAUGAUUUUGCUAAAUUUGAUAUUUGUUUUGCAAUGCGUCAAUAUUUACACUUUUCUAUUAAAUAUACAGAGUGCUUCCAUACUAUCAUAUUUAGAUACAUGUGCAUUGUUGUAUGUAGUAGGACACAGUUUUACCAUGACCAUAACUGUUGAUGUGACAUUAAAAAAUACAAAACAAAACGUCAUUCUAAUUGUCUGUCAUUAUACACUGACAGCAUAUACAUGGAAAUGGUCAGAAUAAAAGGCAAAAAGUGUGGAAAAGCCACAGACUGAACUCAAUGCAAAAGGUGUUGAGGUUAAUACAUGUAAUAGAGCACAUGAUUAAUUAAAUUUAAAUCACUGCCUCUGCUAGGGAUUGAACCGAGAACCUCUGGCUUACUAGUCUUUAUAUGCUUAACCGAUUGAGCUAAAGAGAAGAUCUCACUUGCCGAGCCGUAUAUUGCGGCUUGGUAUUUACCAGGGUUACAUACAUUCAAGAAGUUUAAAGAAAUUGUAGCUUAUAUAACAAGUACAAAAUCAACCGGUGAAUAGAUAUUUAACACUAGGACAGUAGUCAAACUCACACAAUGAUGAUCAAUAUUAACUUGUAUAGAUUAAAACAGAUGAAAAAUUAAACUACAUGUAUUGUUGAUGUAAAUUUUAUAUCGUGAUUUAUACACAUUUGUAAUAUGAUUUUGUGAAUUAAAAGUUAAAAUGAUA